This is a messenger RNA of Suricata suricatta (meerkat), 1405 nucleotides long. RefSeq names its product transcription elongation factor, mitochondrial (gene TEFM). Bases 115 to 1197 code for a protein of 360 amino acids. NCBI's taxonomy places the organism in Eukaryota, Metazoa, Chordata, Mammalia, Carnivora, Herpestidae. The record is from RefSeq and is a predicted model, not a curated record. Gene Ontology annotation, biological process: mitochondrial transcription; transcription elongation by mitochondrial RNA polymerase. The transcript has 4 exons. Gene Ontology annotation, cellular component: mitochondrial nucleoid. Gene Ontology annotation, molecular function: nucleic acid binding; DNA polymerase processivity factor activity.
GUCAGCCGGAACCUUUUCCGCCGAGGGGCCGGGCACUUUUGGGCGGAGCACUUUUGGACCGGAAGUCGGCGGAGGAAGAUUGGCCUGUGGGGACCGAGCGCUUUACUUGGGAGAAUGAGCGUCCAUGGUCUCCUCGUGGCGGGAGGAAAGUGGCGAUGUUUUCCAAUUUCAUUACGGUCAUCCUUGGUCCAUGCUCUCCAUAAUUCCUGCUGUCGGAAAAAAUCCACUGCACCUGAAAAGAUUAUUCCCAGUGUUGGUCUUUGUGAUGAAAAUACAAGAGAAUCUGGAAAUGCACUUGACAAGCUCUUCUCUUCAGAGCAGCAAGCUUCCAUCCUUCAGGUGUUGAAUACCGCAUCUAAUAAAGAACUUGAAACUUUCAGAUUGCUUCGUGGAAGGAAAUCCAUCAAUAUUAUAGAGCACAGAGAGAAGUUUGGGCCAUUUCAGAAUCUGGAGAGUUUAAUGAAUGUGCCCUUGUUCCAGUAUAAAACUACCAUUCAGGUUUGUAACUCCAUUCUUUGUCCAGAGACCAGAGGGGAAAAAAGAAAGUUCCAAGACAACCGGCUCUUGAGAAAGCUCAUCAAACCAGAAAUAAAAAGAGAGAGACUUAAGGCAGUUAAUAGCAUCGUAUCCAUUGUUUUUGGAACUAGAAGAAUUGCCUGGGCCCACCUGGAUCGUAAGUUGGCAGUGCUGGACUGGCAGCAGAGUGAGUGCCGCCAGUUGAUGAAAGGAACAUACUUAUCAUCUGUCUAUUUACAAGAGAUUUCUUCAGUCAUUUCAAAGAUGCCUAAUUCUGACUUCUAUGUUCUGGAAAAAAUAGGGCUUUCAAUUCAGAACUCCUCUCGGUUUCCCGUGGUGUUACAUUUUCAUAUCAUGGAAGCCAUGCUGUAUGCCUUAUUAAAUAAAACCUUCGCCCAGGACGGCCAGCACCGGGUCCUGAGCAUGAAUCGAAACGGAGUGGGGAAGCACCUUGACCUGAUGGUCGGGGACGCGCGGACCAGCGGCAAAGAACUGGUGAAGCAGCUCCUCGCGGAGUCCGUGCUGAAGGAGGAGCCUCGCGUCCGCUUCCCGUCGGACAAGAUCGUCCGCUACCGACAGAUGUUUGCGGCGACGGAACAGCAGAGAGCAGAAGAGUUCUAUGAUUCCUUGUUGCAAGCCGUUGCCUUCUACGAGUUAGCAGUUUUUGACACUGAACCUUAAAAUUCUGAGGUUACCGUCAUGAACUCUGCUGUUAUAUAUAUUAAAUUGUAUUUAUUACUUGUACAGCUGUAAGACCAGCUGUUUUUAACAACCAUGUUUAUGGAGAAGAAAACAUGCUGGUGUUCAGAUACUUAAAGCCAGGCUGUCAGCUGUUAAGUUGGUCACACAAUAAUGACUGGGCCAAAUCAAUAAAUAUUUUAGAGGAAAA